Messenger RNA from Spirometra erinaceieuropaei, 819 nucleotides. The record is from the annotation of a GenBank genome assembly. Lineage: Eukaryota; Metazoa; Platyhelminthes; Cestoda; Diphyllobothriidea; Diphyllobothriidae.
AUGAAUUCCAAAAAAGGCAGAUUCUCAGUGACAAACUUGCUGCACUGUCUGGAACAGUGGACUCGGGCAGUUGAUAGAGGAGAUAUGGUGCAUGCCGUCCAUAUCGACUUUAAAAAGGCCUUCGACAGUGUGCCUCACCACCGCCUUCUAUACAAACUCAGCCGUACAGGAGUGCGGGGUAAGCUUCUGAUGUGGAUUCGAAGCUUGCUACUCGGCCGCUCUGAAGCCGUCCACGUCAGUGCCCAGCAAUCUGCCGAGGUUGGCGUUAGGAGUGGUGUUCCUCAAGACUCUGUUCUUGUCCCUACACUGUUUCUCGUAUGCGUCAACGACUGCACAAAUGAACUGGAUUGCGAUGUCGCAAUGCUUGCUGAUGACAUAAAGAUCUGGAGUACCAUACGAAGCGAAGAUGACGAGGCGCAGCUGCAGACAAAUCUAGACCAUCUCGAGCAAUGGUCAAAAGACUGGCUUCUACCGUUCAACGUAAACAAGUGUAACUUUCUACGCGUCGGCGGAACCAGUUCUCCUAACCGCACGGUCUACAGUCCGAUUGGCAAACCACUGCAAGAAGUCGACACUCAGAAGGACUUCAGUGUAUGGAUCCCAACCUCGCUUAAGCCUUCGCUGCAGUGCUCAAAGGUAGCCAAGUCGGCGACGUCCAUUCUAUACCUCGUCAAACGGGUGUUCUCUUCCUUUGAUGAAGAUGGCUUCGCCAAGGUCUUUCGAAUUUUUGUGCAACCGCAUCUAGAGUUUGCUAUCCAAGCAUGGGACCCUGGACCGCUAAAGACCUCGGCAUACUCGAAAAAGUUCACCGACGAGUAA